AUGAAGCAAUCAUCAACAGAGGUAACUGAUAAUGAAGUUGCAAGCAAAUUGCCUGCUGUAAUAUCAAAUAACCCACGAGAACUACUAUAUGCUGAGCAGGUUUCCAUAGAAAAUAUUCUGGCCACUAAGAAAAAUCAGAAACUUUUAAAGGCUACUAUAACAGCACAUACCUUUGUCCAGCUCAAACCCCGUUUUCCUCUAGAAAUUACGUGGUAUCCAAAUAUUCUCAGUUACGACGUAGAAGGUCUCAUCAUAAAUCACAAGUUAAGAGUGUGGAACGCAUCGCUGCGGUCCAUAUAUAUACAUUGCUGUGGAUUGUGGAAUGAAAGGGGUCGUCUCGGUGCGAGUUGGAGUUGCUAUCCGCGCACCAGAUUUUUGCUUGCACCUGGUCUCGCCGCAGAUUUGUGUAUAAAGGCUACUCCUAAAGACUUUUCUCCAGUACCGUCUGCCUGUAUGGCUAUACAAUUAGCAGCUGCUCAUUUAAGAGAUCAUGUUGUAGGGACACUUAGUGCAUGCUGCUACCUUUAUUCUGCUACCACAAAAGCUUGUCCCCAGAUCAUAUUACAGAUGAAGAUGACAUGCGCACGAGACAUUGCAAAAUCAGAUAAAUACUUGAAUAUCGCCUCCGACAACAAAAGAUCGGAUUGCAGAACUGCAAUCGAAUCCGCACCCAUUCCUCGGAAGCUACAGGCGCCAGCUGCCGAUGCCGUAUCAAAUGCCACGCAGAUAAUAAAGGAUUCGUUAAUACGAAAAACGGUAUGCGAAUCUGAAGCAUAUUCGAAAUGUUUUUACGCUAAAUCAACUCCAAACACAGAGGAUCUGUUG
Messenger RNA from Brenthis ino (lesser marbled fritillary), 825 nucleotides. NCBI's taxonomy places the organism in Eukaryota, Metazoa, Arthropoda, Insecta, Lepidoptera, Nymphalidae. The record is from the annotation of a GenBank genome assembly.